Messenger RNA from Larimichthys crocea (large yellow croaker), 3777 nucleotides. RefSeq names its product E3 ubiquitin-protein ligase ZNRF1. Bases 300 to 1118 code for a protein of 272 amino acids. NCBI's taxonomy places the organism in Eukaryota, Metazoa, Chordata, Actinopteri, Sciaenidae. The record is from RefSeq and is a predicted model, not a curated record. The transcript is spliced from 5 exons. Gene Ontology annotation, biological process: protein K48-linked ubiquitination; proteasome-mediated ubiquitin-dependent protein catabolic process. Gene Ontology annotation, cellular component: cytoplasm; intracellular membrane-bounded organelle; membrane. Gene Ontology annotation, molecular function: ubiquitin protein ligase activity.
CUGUUUGUGUACGGCUCAAAGGAGGAAGCGAAAAUGCGGUAUUUCCGCUGCAGCAGCGAGAAGGGGCACGUCAAAAAAGAAAGAAAAAUGUGGACACACUGAGGCCACAGCGGGGACAUCAGGACACAUAUACCGUCUCCACUGGACUCUGCUGGCUGACAUUAGUCGUUAUUUAAAGUUCCCAGACGGGUAUUUGUCAGUUUGAGGGUCGAUCCGAGGUUAACUCGCCCCCCCCCGGUUGUGUGGUUCGCUUUGAGGAAGCAGGCUCGGCUUUAGCCCGCUAGCUCGCUUCGAUAGAGAUGGGGACGAGAGCAAGUCGCCUACAGGAAGACCCGGUUCCGUCCGCCUUUGGGAAAGAUGGCCCAAAGCGGGAUUCGUACCGGCGACCCCGCUGUGCCAGGCCCACCAGUCUCAUGGUGGACUUCUCGGGCAGCUUCGAGGACACGGAGGCCAACCGGAGCCGAUCGGAGGAAGGCAGCGACUCGGACCUGGGGCAGCAUGGGGCGAGCGCCGACGGCAGCCCCGCUGACCACCACCAUCACCACCACCACCACCACCACAACAACAGCGGCGGCAUCCCCUCCAGCAUUAGCCAAGCGUCACCCGCGGACGACAACAGCGAGGGGAAGCCGGAGGAAGACGGGAACUCAAGCCCAGAGUCCCCCGUCGUAGCUGAACACCAGCCCGGGGAGGAGACAGGCCGCACGCCCCACCGCACCUUUUCCGAGCGGCUGCCCGGGAAUCGGCACUCAUCCGCCCGCAGCGUCGGAGCGAGGUCCGCCCGGGUGCGGGGCACACACCAGCGGCCGGUGUCAGAGGCUUGGAUCGGCCUUUACCGUGUCAACAACCGCCAUGGCAAUAUCCGCUGUCCCUUCUGCUCGAAGCCCUUCCCGGGGGGUCGGAUCGAGGAUCACCUGUUGAGCUGCCUCACCUCUCCUCCCCUACCUUACAAUACGGAUGUGCUCAGUAAAGACAGCGGAGAAUGCUCCAUCUGUUUGGAGGAUCUGGUACAGGGAGAGACCAUCGCCAGGCUGGCUUGCCUCUGCGUAUACCAUAAGAGCUGCAUUGAUUCUUGGUCCAAGGUGAAACCCUGCUGCCCCGAGCAUCCCUUUGAUUGACUCACGGGUCACAUGUAUUCCACACAGUGACCAACCCGACUCAGGAGACUACACUGAAUCCCAAUAGAAACCCAAUGAAAACACGUGUAAUUGAACAAAAUCAAAGUCCCUCUCAGACGCUAACCCUAUAUUUGAGCGGAGAACAGACGAUCCUAAGAGGAAGCUCCGGUUGUAUCGACACCUGACGCUCUCCGCUGCUCGGAUCUAUUUGAACUCAGUCGAGGUCGUUUCAAGCCAACCGUAAAACAACAAAAAAGAAAAGAAAAAAAAAAACAGCUGAUCUGUGGGUCGGGAACCUUGAUGGAACAGAAGUGUGGAAGAGGAGGAGGUUCGGCCGCGGAACAUUUAAUAAAAAAAUAACGAUGGAACUCGCCCCAGAAAGAUCUCGAACUUUGGGAGGGACACACACACACAAAAAAAAGUUGUCCUAACUGUGACUUUGGAUCCUCUCCUGUGUAUUUUUUUUUGGUCAUUUUAUCAAGUAUUUUGCAGAAAGAGUAUUGUUCCAUGUCAUACAUUGGAUGAAUGUUUUCUUUCCUCGGCUAACCCCAAAUGAACCAAACCUCACACUGAAAGCGAACUGUUACCACAUUGCUUUAUUUUGACCCAGCUGGAGGUUGAGGGCUUUUUUUUUUUUUGGUGAAUGGGGGGCUGCCGUUAAACCUUUUUUUUUUUUCUAUUACCUGUAAACAUUUCAGGGGAAGUUUGGGGGCUAAUUGUUUAUCUGAGUAGGUCAGUUUUCUUGUAGGUGGUUAGUUAGUUAGCUCAGAGUUUAAUGUGCUGCUACUUGCUGAGUGUUUUAGGAAGGUUGUAGGUAUUUCAUAGGGCCAUAGUAGCGCUGGUGUUGGCACCAAUUUGAGCACUUUUGUCCUUCAAGGCUGAUUUUUUUUUAAUUUUAUUUUUCAUUUUUUUCCACAUACGGUCUUGGUUGUGUGUGUGUGUUUGUUUGGAGAUGAUGACCAAGGAUAGAAAAUGUCCUAAGCAUGACUGAAAGUGUGAAAGUGUGUGUGUGUGGUGUCGUGUGUGUUUACUGUAAAUUGCCCAAAGGUCUGCUUGGUCGAGCGGGUUACCCUUUUUUUUUCUUUUCAUUUUCUUCCUGUUACAUGUGGCAUUGGUACGCGACAUGGCGGCUCAAGUGGUCCAGCUGCACUUUGAAUGCGGUUUCGGGGGGUUGUGUCCCACCACACCCUCCUCCCUCCUCUUCUAUCUAUCCAUUCUCCAACACUCUCUGGGGUGUAGUCCGGAUUUUUUGGACCAGAACCCAAGGGGACAGUUUGGCCAUCUGGUUAUAUCGGUGCCAGAUCGAGGAGGGAUAAAGGAGGGAUGGGCGGAUUGAGGGAUGUAUUUUUGGGGGUGGUGUGUUUAUACCAUGUGGCAUCUGCCUCUCUUUCCAGAACUGGAGGCGAUGGACAGCUGAUGGUUAAUUAUUACAUAACUAAGCCCCCACCCAUUUCCCCUCUUUUUUUUAUUUUUAGGUUUCUAGAUAUUAUAUCAUUGCUAAAUAUGUUAAGUGUGUGUGUGUGUGUGUGUGUGUGGAUUGCCUUUGCCGGGUGAAGGGGUUCUUGUGCAAGCAGGUAUUUGUAGUUUUUUGGUUUUUUUUCUUUUUAGGGCUGAACUGAGGUGGAAGCACAACAGUGAGGCUGCUCAACAGAUGCUGUCUGGUGCGGAUUGUACACAGGCCAGUGGGGAACCGAACAAAAACAUGAAUCGAUUUGAUUUUUUUCUGUCCCAUGUGUUUUUUUUUUUAAUCUCUGUGCUCACAAGUGGUAAGUAUGGAUCAGGUUUUUUUUUUUAGAGGUCGGCCCAGUGCACAGGUUUCCUAGUUUUGUGUUCACCCCCCUCUCCUCCCCCUCUUCUUUUCUGGUCCAUGGUGUUAAAGAGUCUGAGGUGCUACGACUUGCCCCGCCACGAGAGGGCAGCCCCGUGCAUGCGUCUCAUGUUUUUUGUGUAGGUGAUCAGAAAAAAAUAAUGCCAAAAGUCUCUGUGUCUGUGUGCGCGAGAACGGACGAGCUGCAUUGAUCAUUAGAUGUUACAUUUUGUUGUGGUGAUGAAUUAUGAUGUUGUAUACUUUGACUGGGAGGGGUGUGUGUGUGUGUGUGUGUUUGUUUGUUUAGGGGUGGGAAGUGGGGGGCGGGUGGUGGUGGUGGUGGUGGUGGUUGGGUUGUCGAUUAAAGAUUUAGACAAUCUAAAAACCCCACAUUACUCUCAUUUGCUUUCUUACCCCCUCUAAGCUGUGUGGUGCAAUACCUCAAUUUUUACCAAUGCUAACUAAAUACUCUGUGUGUAAACUAGCUCCAAUCCAAGGACGGUGUUUUGUAUAAAUGUCCUUUUGUUUUUUGUUUUUUGAAUGGCAGGGCGCUGAUCCCGCUGUGCGCCCUGUGCUUUGAGGCCGAUGUAUUUAGAUGAGAAUGUUCUCUUUUCUUUUUUUUUUCUCCCCCCACCAUAACGGCAUCUGCAUCCCCAAGAUAUGGACAAUCUGCCUUUACUCUGGUAUAAAAACAAAUUGAAUUUUAUUUAUUAAAAUUGUAAAUAUGUAAUGCAAUUCAAGAAAAAUGGCUUGGUCUUUGUCUGUUCAAUAUACUGUUUCUAAGCUCCAAUCUUUUGUAUGUCUCAGAAAUUGUUUUUAUAUGUAUUUUUUACAAUAAAUAUGUGUGAGAGA